This is a messenger RNA of Chilo suppressalis (striped riceborer), 613 nucleotides long. The record is from the annotation of a GenBank genome assembly. NCBI's taxonomy places the organism in Eukaryota, Metazoa, Arthropoda, Insecta, Lepidoptera, Crambidae.
AAAGCAUUUGUCUUAAGCAAAAUGUUCUCCAAAGUCGUUAUCGCCCUUGCCCUUGUGGCGGCGUGUCACGCUGGUCUCCUGCAUCACGCGCCUGCAGUAUCAUCACAGAACAUCGUCCGUCACGACCAAACCGUCCACCACGAGGCACCAGUCCACUACGCACAGGCAGUUCACGCUGCCCCCAUCGUACACUCUGCUCCCGUGGCCGUACAUGCUGCUCCCGUGGCCGUACAUGCUGCUCCCGUGGCCGUACACGCUGCUCCCAUAGCCAUCCACGCCGCUCCCUCCCAUGAAGAUCACUAUGUUGAUGAAUACGCUCAUCCCAAAUACGGUUACUCGUACUCCGUGGAGGACCCUCAUACCGGAGACCACAAGUCCCAGCAUGAAGAGCGCGACGGUGACGUGGUGAAGGGCGAAUACUCCCUGCUGCAGCCCGACGGUUCCUUCCGCAAGGUCACCUACACCGCUGAUCAUCAUAAUGGAUUCAACGCCGUGGUACACAACUCGCCGCCCGUCAUCCAUCAUCAUUAGACGCUGUCGCUUACUCAAUCUGUGAUAUUAGAAUAUUGUAGCGUACAAACAAAUCGAGUCUUUCUGCCUUACUUCAUUCUUC